This is a messenger RNA of Puccinia triticina, 513 nucleotides long. RefSeq lists its product as uncharacterized. The record is from RefSeq and is a predicted model, not a curated record. Bases 1 to 513 code for a protein of 170 amino acids. NCBI's taxonomy places the organism in Eukaryota, Fungi, Basidiomycota, Pucciniomycetes, Pucciniales, Pucciniaceae. The transcript is spliced from 3 exons.
AUGACAGCCCCAAAUCCUCAAUCCACCCGCAAAGACCCCUCCGGCAACAAACUUAGUACUGGGUAUGCGACUGAUCAGUCAGAAACUCAGAAUCACCGCCGCUCUUCACGUGCAUCGUCACUAGUUGUUGCGCCAAACAUGGUGGCUGUUUCAUCUGACUCGCGGCUCAAAUUGACUCGUCCCGGCACCCAAAAACAAUCCGCAGCGGCAGAGGAUUCAGCGGAUUCAGGUCAAUCCAUUGAGAUUGAAGCUCAGUCUGAGGCAGAACCAGUGAGUGACUCUGAACCAGUCGCCGCAGCUAAAAAAACAACCAAGCCAAAGAAGAAGAAGAAAAAAGUGUCGACAAUUCCUGAAAAGAAGACAAACACGUCUUCAGCCUCCAAAAAAAAAGUGAAUUCUAAGAAGACUGAAACCACGGACCAUGAUUUUGACCAGGAUACUGAUGAAGGCUCAGUAGUCGUACGCUUGCAAGGAGGCAAAGCUAGGAAGGACAACAUCGCAAACAUAUUGUAA